UCACAGGAAGAAGAAGAAGAACAUGCGGCGGUAAGGUUACGUAGUGGUGCUGCUAUUUUGGACUAGGUUACUCUACGUUAUUCUCUACUAUUCACCUGUGCGAACUGUGCUCUAGACUCAUCCUAAAGUCCAUACCUCCCCCUGCACGUCCUCGGGGCACGGUUGGUCACCGAGAGAGUACCGGCAAUGUGACUACUGUGACGGCAAUGUGUUGGGGAGAUGUGUAGCAUUGUCUGUGGCGCAGGGUUGGGCACCCUGGUGAGAGUUGGUCACCACAAUCUAUGUCCAUGCUACAUCAGGAGAGUGUCGCAGAGUGUUCUACAGCCCUGCACCACACGCUGGGCACCUCACUUGAGGUUGUUCAGCCAAAGGUUCAAGUCUUCUGCUGCCCUGCUGAGGAUUGUAGGACCAGAUGGGAGUACAGAAAGCCAGCCAGAUAACAGAAGGGAGAAGACGCAGGCCGUGGGGGAUGGUGUGCCUCGAAGAAAGCCAGUCAGGGUGAUGGUUAUUCGUGGUGCCUCCCAUCUGAAGACCUUGAGGAGUAGAGAGGCCCCAGUGUUGCACCAUGCCAAGGCCAGGGCCAUGGUUGACAUGUGGGAGGCCCCAGCCAGCCUUGCCUCAGCCAUCCCCAACAAGCACACCGAGCAAGAGAUCCAUUUCACAGUGGACCAACUACUGAGAGACUCCAGGAAGUCUCUCCACAUUGCCUCACAUUCUCAGGUCCAGGAUGAAGAGGAUGUGGAGUACAGCAGUGAGAGGAGGACUCGCAAGCCUGAAGAACCAGAGUUAGUGGGAGCUCUUCCACCUGGGGCACUUGAUUGGCGGCCACAGCUUCUAGAUGUCUGGAAUCUGGGCAACUACUAUGCAGAUCUUGCCAAAAGUAGACUAACAGGUCUGGUAGUACUGACAGCUAUAGCAGGCUAUGCCAUGGCCCCAGCUCCCAUAGAAGCCUCUGCCCUACUGCUGAGUGCCCUUGGAACAGGACUGGUGUCUGGGGCUGCUAACUCCAUCAACCAGUUCCUAGAAAUCCCUUUUGAUUCUCAGAUGGACCGCACAAAAAACAGAAUCUUAGUCAGAGGUUUGGUGAGUCCUUUGCAUGCAAUAAGUUUUGCUAUUGUGUGCAGCACAGCAGGCAUUGGCAUGCUGUACUGUGGUGCAAAUGGACUCGCUGCAGCUCUGGGUGCGGUUAAUUUAGUGUUGUAUACAAGUGUCUACACACCUAUGAAGAGACUCACCAUUGUUAACACUUGGACAGGUGCUGUUGUUGGUGCCAUCCCUCCCCUGAUUGGAUGGGCCAGUUGUGAGGGGCAGCUGAGUGCUGGGGCCUGGGUGAUGGCAGCCAUCCUUUAUGCCUGGCAGUUCCCUCACUUCAAUGCCCUUUCCUGGAACCUGAGGCCAGACUACUCCCGGGCUGGGUACCGCAUGAUGGCAGUGACUGAUCCGGAUUUGUGUCGGAGAGUCACCCUACGGUACAGCCUGGCCAUGGUGGGGAUAUGCACCCUUGCCCCUGUCAUUGAUGUCACUACAUGGACAUUUGCUGCAGACUUGCCUUUCAAUGGUUACCUUGUGUACUUGGCAUGGAAGUUUUAUCAAGAUGCAGACAGCAAGAGCUCUAGAAAACUUUUCUUCUUCUCCUUAAUUCACUUGCCAGUGAUUUUAACAUUAAUGAUCAUCAGCAAGAAGCAUUAUGGUAGAAAUAAAAAGGCAGAAGUUACUGUAGCCAGUGAGGGUAUUGACAGUGGGACAAGAGAUCAGAUAUCCUGUCCUUUAGUUACCUGAUGCGAGUGUAAUUUAUGUAUGUAAUAAAUCAAUGUAUAUAAGUAAAUGAGUGAUAUUUUUAA
This is a messenger RNA of Portunus trituberculatus (swimming crab), 1841 nucleotides long. It is a transcript of the gene Cox10, whose product is annotated as protoheme IX farnesyltransferase, mitochondrial-like. The record is from RefSeq and is a predicted model, not a curated record. Gene Ontology annotation, cellular component: membrane; mitochondrion. NCBI's taxonomy places the organism in Eukaryota, Metazoa, Arthropoda, Malacostraca, Decapoda, Portunidae. Gene Ontology annotation, biological process: heme biosynthetic process. Gene Ontology annotation, molecular function: protoheme IX farnesyltransferase activity.